This is a messenger RNA of Dipodomys ordii (Ord's kangaroo rat), 3039 nucleotides long. It is a transcript of the gene Dagla, whose product is annotated as diacylglycerol lipase, alpha. Gene Ontology annotation, cellular component: dendrite membrane; postsynaptic membrane. The transcript has 19 exons. NCBI's taxonomy places the organism in Eukaryota, Metazoa, Chordata, Mammalia, Rodentia, Heteromyidae. Gene Ontology annotation, biological process: lipid metabolic process. Bases 1 to 3039 code for a protein of 1012 amino acids. The record is from RefSeq and is a predicted model, not a curated record.
AUGCCCGGGAUCGUGGUGUUCCGGCGGCGCUGGUCUGUGGGCAGCGAUGACCUUGUCCUGCCAGCCAUCUUCCUCUUCCUCCUGCAUACUACCUGGUUUGUGAUCCUGUCCGUGGUGCUCUUUGGCCUGGUCUACAACCCGCACGAGGCCUGCUCCCUGAACCUGGUGGACCACGGCCGCGGCUACCUGGGCAUCCUGCUGAGCUGCAUGAUCGCUGAGAUGGCCAUCAUCUGGCUGAGCAUGCGCGGGGGCAUCCUGUACACGGAGCCCCGCGACUCCAUGCAGUACGUGCUCUACGUGCGCCUGGCCAUCCUGGUGAUCGAGUUCAUCUACGCCAUCGUGGGCAUCGUGUGGCUCACCCAGUACUACACCUCCUGCAAUGACCUCACUGCCAAGAACGUCACCCUGGGGAUGGUUGUCUGCAACUGGGUGGUCAUCCUCAGCGUCUGCAUCACCGUCCUCUGCGUCUUCGACCCCACGGGCCGCACCUUCGUCAAGCUGAGGGCCACCAAGAGGAGGCAGCGGAACCUGAGGACCUACAACCUGCGGCACCGCUUGGAGGAGGGUCAGGCCACCAGCUGGUCCCGGCGGCUCAAAGUAUUCCUCUGUUGCACCCGGACCAAGGACUCCCAGUCAGAUGCCUACUCGGAAAUCGCCUACCUCUUCGCCGAGUUUUUCCGGGACCUGGACAUUGUGCCGUCUGACAUCAUUGCUGGCCUAGUGCUGCUCCGGCAGCGGCAGCGAGCCAAGCGCAACGCGGUGCUGGACGAGGCAAACAAUGAUAUCUUGGCCUUCCUAUCCGGGAUGCCAGUGACCAGAAACACCAAGUACCUGGACCUCAAGAACUCGCACGAGAUGCUGCGCUACAAGGAAGUCUGUUACUACAUGCUGUUCGCCCUGGCGGCCUACGGCUGGCCCAUGUACCUGAUGCGGAAGCCCGCCUGCGGCCUGUGCCAGCUGGCUCGUUCCUGCUCAUGCUGCCUGUGCCCAGCACGGCCCCGAUUCGCCCCCGGAGUCACCAUCGAGGAAGACAACUGCUGUGGCUGCAAUGCCAUCGCCAUCCGCCGCCACUUUCUGGACGAGAACAUGACGGCGGUGGACAUUGUCUACACCUCCUGCCACGACGCGGUCUAUGAAACCCCCUUCUACGUGGCAGUGGACCAUGAUAAGAAGAAGGUGGUGAUCAGUAUCAGGGGAACCCUGUCCCCGAAGGAUGCCCUGACCGACCUGACCGGCGAUGCUGAGCGUCUCCCCGUGGAGGGGCACCGAGGCACCUGGCUAGGACAUAAGGGCAUGGUGCUGUCCGCCGAGUACAUCAAAAAGAAGCUGGAGCAAGAGAUGGUCCUGUCCCAGGCCUUCGGGCGGGACCUGGGCCGCGGAACCAAACACUACGGCCUGAUUGUGGUGGGCCACUCCUUGGGUGCGGGCACAGCCGCCAUCCUCUCCUUCCUCCUGCGCCCGCAGUACCCAACCCUCAAGUGCUUCGCCUAUUCACCCCCCGGGGGCCUGCUGAGCGAGGACGCCAUGGAGUACUCUAAGGAGUUUGUGACUGCCGUGGUACUGGGCAAAGACCUCGUCCCCAGGAUCGGCCUGUCCCAGCUGGAAGGUUUUCGUCGCCAGCUCCUGGAUGUCCUACAACGCAGCACCAAGCCCAAAUGGCGGAUCAUCGUGGGGGCCACCAAGUGCAUCCCUAAGUCAGAGCUGCCCGAGGAGAUGGAGGUGACCACACUAGCCAGCACGCGGCUCUGGACCCAUCCCAGCGACCUGACCAUCGCCCUCUCGGCCAGUACCCCGCUCUACCCGCCCGGCCGCAUCAUCCACGUGGUCCACAACCACCCCGCGGAGCAGUGCUGCUGCUGUGAACAGGAGGAGCCCACAUACUUCGCCAUCUGGGGAGACAACAAGGCCUUCAAUGAGGUGAUCAUCUCUCCGGCCAUGCUGCAUGAGCACCUGCCCUAUGUGGUCAUGGAGGGGCUCAACAAGGUGCUAGAGAACUACAACAAGGGAAAAACAGCGCUGCUGUCUGCUGCCAAGGUCAUGGUGAGCCCCACCGAGGUGGACCUGACUCCUGAGCUCAUCUUCCAGCAGCAGCCGCUGCCCACAGGACCACCCCUGCCCGCCGGCCUGGCCCUGGAGCUGCCGGCCACGGACCACCGCAACAGCAGUGUCCGGCUGCUGCUGUCCACGCAGGAGCGGCUGGCGGCCGAGCUGCAGGCCCGCCGCGCGCCGCUGGCCACCAUGGAGAGCCUCUCGGACACCGAGUCCCUGUACAGCUUCGACUCGCGCCGCUCCUCGGGCUUCCGCAGCAUCCGGGGGUCGCCCAGCCUGCACGCCGUGCUGGAGCGCGACGAGGGCCACCUCUUCUACAUCGACCCCGCCAUCCCCGAGGAGAACCCGUCCCUGAGCUCCCGCACCGAGCUGCUGGCCGCCGACAGCCUGUCCAAGCACUCGCAGGACACGCAGCCCCUGGAGGCGGCGCCGGGCAGCGGCAGCGGCGCCGUCACUCCCGAGCGGGCCCCGAGCGCGGCCAAUGAGGACCAAGAGGAGGCGGGCGCGGAGGGCGUCGGGACGGCGCCCCCUGCCGGCGGGGAGCUGACCCUGCACAACGGGCGCCUGGGGGACUCGCCCAGUCCCCAGGUGCUGGAGUUCGCCGAGUUCAUCGACAGCCUCUUCAACCUGGACAGCAAGAGCAGCUCCUUCCAGGACCUCUACUGCAUGGUGGUGCCCGAGAGCCCCACCAGCGACUAUGCCGAGGGUCCCAAGUCCCCCAGCCAGCAAGAGAUCUUGCUCCGGGCCCAGUUUGAGCCCAACCUGGUGCCCAAGCCCCCGAGGCUCUUCGCGGGCUCGGCCGAUCCCUCCUCUGGCAUUUCUCUCUCUCCCUCCUUCCCGCUCAGCUCCUCCGGGGAACUCAUGGACCUGACACCCACAGGCCUCAGCAGCCAGGAGUGCCUGGCGGUAGACAAGAUCCGGACUUCAACCCCCACUGGCCACAGGGCCAGCCCCACCAAGCAGGAUGACCUGGUCAUCUCAGCACGCUAG